Anisakis simplex (herring worm) is the source of this 1404-nucleotide messenger RNA. Lineage: Eukaryota; Metazoa; Nematoda; Chromadorea; Rhabditida; Anisakidae. The record is from the annotation of a GenBank genome assembly.
AUGACGUCUUUAAUUAAAAUAUUCCGAUUCAAAAAGCCUAAAGAGAAACGCAACGAAGAAACACGUUUUUCCCUGCGUUGCUCGCCGGUGCCCACCUGGCGUUCAUCAAAAGACGCCAUCUAUAUUGGAGGUACAUCUUGGAGUCGACCUGCAGCACCUUAUUCAGUCGUUACGGCACCGAAGAAAGGUCGUUCAACGAGAUCAUGUCCCGGCGGAGUGAAUGUGACAUCUAGCAAGCAGCCUCUCGUUGGUACAAUCUCACAACAAUGCACACAGUACAACGAGUUUGUUUUUACUCAAACGGCAGUGCAUGAUUCGAGGCAAUUGGAGAAUGUCAUAAAAACAUCGGAAUAUGGUAGUUGUGAGCCAAGUCCGACGAAUGCUUCACAAGCUCUAUGUACAUUCGCUGAUUCAGAUUGCGAUAACGAAUAUGUGACUCAGCUGCAACGAUGCGAGUGUGAACUGAGAAAAUUGAAACGUCGUUUGAAAGAGGAACGUCAUCGGUAUAGGGAGCAAAUUGUAUCAACUCAAAAUGAUUGCGAAUAUAUGAAACGAGUAGCGGAAAAGACCACUCGUGCGUUGGUUGUUGCGCAAAGAGCCAUCGAGUCGGAACGUCACAAAAACCAAAGUUUGAGACGUCGACUUCGCGAAUCUGAUUCUCUCAUUUCCGAGUUACAAUGUCAACUGAGACAUGAAAGGUUGAAUCGAGAGGAACGUAAUUGUGGCAUGGCUGUUGGAGAAGGCUCGUUGGGUGCUGGUGAGGCGCUCUGUGCUCUCUCACAGUCGAACGCCAAUCUUUACGAUUCAGAAUUUUCCACUCAGCAAUCAAACGACUUACCGGAUGAAGUGCGAAACUUUCGUACGGCUAAUCGUUGCGAGAGUCCGAAUGUUGCAGCUGAAACAUCUCGUUCGUCAACACCAACCUAUGAAAAGAAUGAAGUUCGGAAUGAAUAUGCUGUUCGAGAAAUCAAUUCUAGAGGUGAUCGUCAAAGCAGAAGUUCUUUACGACGAUCUUUUUCCGAUAGUGAAAUCCCGGCGUUGAUUGCCGCUGUUGAUGAUCGGAAUAUCCCGCAACGGCGCUAUUCACCCAGUCGUGCUCGGUCACAUAUCAUUGCACGUGGACUGCUUCCUCAUCACUCGGAAGUGGACAAGGAAGCGAAACUGCUAUCUUCUGACGAGGAUGUGACAACGCUUGAGCUUAUUGGUAAACAACUACGGCGUCGUGGUGAUGUUGUUCGUUUUAUUCCGCCACGAAGGACGGUUCGUGAGUCUACCUUCAGACAGUUCGGACGUAGAGAGCGUAUCGCUUUGGCGGAAUUUGAUUAUUUACACGAGUUGAGCACCGAUGCGAGUGCGAUUGCAUCCAGUCCGGAUUGUGCACGCUUCAGUGAUCAUUUUCAAUAG